This is a messenger RNA of Daktulosphaira vitifoliae (grape phylloxera), 567 nucleotides long. RefSeq lists its product as uncharacterized. The annotation marks the transcript as partial. The record is from RefSeq and is a predicted model, not a curated record. The transcript has 3 exons. NCBI's taxonomy places the organism in Eukaryota, Metazoa, Arthropoda, Insecta, Hemiptera, Phylloxeridae.
GUCGUUGCACGCAACUUGAACUAGAUAACUGUGAUGAUACAUCUAACAUUUUUUUGUUCUAAUCAAAAGGAAGUGGUUAUCGAUAAAGACUACGAAAAUAUUAAAAAAGUUUUACUACAAAGUUUAAAAUUAAAUAAAUAUGACGAUGAAACAUUUAAGAAAAAUGAAAUAUAUUUCGUUCACAAAAAUUUGUGGGAAAAAGUACGUAAAACACAUCUAUCAUCUUCUCAUUUUUUCUAUGUUUGUACAUUUAAUCAAACAAAAGACAAGGAAUUAUUCUUAAAAAAAACAUUACGCAUUCAUAAUAAAACAACUGAUACCAAAGAUAAUAUCCCGUUUGCUGUGCAAUAUGGCACAGUUAAUGAGCCCAACGCAAUAGAACUUUUUGAAAAGAAAAUGAACACAAAGAUUAAACCAUGUGGUCUAUUUUUUGAUGGAAACAUUAACUAUUUAACAGCAAAACCAGAUGGUUUAAUUGGGAAAGAUGGUAUUAUUGAAAUAAAAUGUCCAGUUAAGGCCCAAUAUAUGACUCCCGAAAAAGCUAUAAAAGAUAAAGUGAUAAAAUAU